GCCUCGCGGCACCAGGGACCGCUGCGCUGUGUUUGGCUUUUUGCGUGUCUCUGCGUGAGAUUCGCACUGCACUAUGGGAGAUAAACACAGCGCUGCCGGGCGGUGUUAGUCCGUUGGGGAUGUGUUUAUGGUAAAGAUGGCGGCGGCGGCGGCGUUACUGUGCGGCGUGCUCAGAGCGUCCCACCGCGCGCGCGCACCCGGCGGUGCUCUCCGGCGUUACAGCACGCGGGGCACGGCGUGGACGUGUCACGCGCUCCCACACAGAGCUCUGAUCACCAUCCGGGGACCGGACACGCGCUCCUACCUGCAGGGGCUCGUCACCAAUGACGUCAGAGCGCUGGAGGAGGAGGAGGGGGGGAGCCCACCCGCUGCCCUGUACGCACACCUGCUCAACGUGCAAGGGAGAACCCUCUAUGACGUCAUCGUCUACAGUCUUAAGGAAAGUGGCGACGACAUGAACAGCGUCCUCCUCGAGUGUGACAGCUCAGUCCUGAAAUCCAUCACACAUCACCUGAAGGUGUACAAGAUCCGACGUAAGGUGUUGGUGGAAGCGUGUCCAGAUCUCUCACUGUGGUCUUUACUGGGACUAAACACACACUGCACACAACCCGCAGAAGGGCAGGAGACAGAACCCGAACCUGAAGUGAGGAAUGGAGCUGGGGUGGUGGCGAUGGUCCGGGAUCCCAGAACCCCUCUGAUGGGCUGGAGACUGAUCACCAAGAACCAGGAGAAUCCUCAAGAAAUCAUCAAAGCCUGCAGCCAUGGUGACGUUGACGAGUAUCAUCGGCAUCGCUAUAGAAUCGGUGUUCCAGAGGGGGUGCGAGAUCUCCCCCCGAGUGAAGCUCUGCCUCUGGAGUCCAACCUCUUCUUUCUGAACGGAAUCAGCUUUUCUAAAGGCUGCUACCUCGGACAGGAGCUCACGGCUCGCACCCAUCACACUGGCGUGAUCCGAAAGCGCCUCAUGCCCCUUAGACUGUCCGUACCUGUGGAGAAUCUGCCACUGGGGGGUGCCAUUGAGUCAGAACAAGGGAAAACAGCUGGAAAACUGAGGUCAGGGCUUGGGGAGCUCGGGCUGGGCCUAGUACGCCUGAGUCACGCCAAAGAGACGCUCACAGUGUCGUCCAAUCAGGGUGACAAAGUGACGCUCACAGCGUCAGUGCCAGAUUGGUGGCCCAAGGACAUGAAGGACAACUUGUAGACAUUUAUACAGUCUACCUUAAUAUAAUAAUAAUAAUUACAAAGGAUCAGAUUCUACUGUUGUGCCAAAAUGAAUAUCUUAUAUUUUUCACAUAUAAAUUUAAACUGCUGGACUUCAAACAGAGGAUAAACUUAUGAUAUGACUUAAGUUUAAUUUCCGACUCGGGUUCAGGUUCAGAUUUGGGGUUUAGGAUCAAGCAAAGGCAUUAGGACCAAACAGAGUUAAAGAUCAGACUUGGGGUUUAGGAUCAGACUUUGGUUCAGGGUCGGGCAAGGGAGUUUAUGAAAAAGCUCCGGUUUAGGAUCAGAUUCAGUCCAGGAUCAGACCUGGGUUCCAGAAUAGGCUUUGGGUUUAUGAUAAGGCUUAAGUUUAAGAUAAAGCUUUCAAUUCACGUAUUUGAAGAUUGGAUAUGGGUUUAGAAAUGGGCACCGAUUUAGAAUGAGACUCAGGCUUGGGACUAGACCUUGGUUUAGGAUCUGGAGUUAAAAGCAUCACAUAAAUAAAAAAUAUAAUUAGAUUAGAACCAGACUUGGGUUUGGUACUGGACUUGAGCUUUGAAGAAAAAGUGGUUCUUUGGGCCGACCUCAGGUUUAGGAUAUAACACUUUCACAAACACUCUCAAUGUCACACUACCGAUAAAGUACCAAUCAUAUAAAUCUGUUAAAUUCAAUCAUUUGAAUAUCGAGUCAGAUUUGAUGAGCUUGUAUUUAUUCUGUUUUUGGAAAUAAAAUAAUUUUUCUCUCUAA
Messenger RNA from Clarias gariepinus (North African catfish), 1944 nucleotides. RefSeq names its product iron-sulfur cluster assembly factor IBA57 (gene iba57). Gene Ontology annotation, molecular function: protein binding. The coding region runs from base 128 to 1198 and encodes 356 amino acids. The transcript has 3 exons. Gene Ontology annotation, cellular component: mitochondrial matrix. NCBI's taxonomy places the organism in Eukaryota, Metazoa, Chordata, Actinopteri, Siluriformes, Clariidae. The record is from RefSeq and is a predicted model, not a curated record.